GGCUGACAUUGGAUGCUUAAAAAGAUCAUUUAAUUAUAUGGAGUAGCAUGUCAAUAUGAUGAAAAAUUCAGAACUAUAAUUAUAUAUAUGUCCUUGAGAUGAUUUAUUAGGUUGAUAUAGUGUUGCCCAUACCAGUUCAUUCAUGGACAUUGGAUGAGGGAUUCAGAACAAAGAAUCAGACGACAAACAACAUAUUCAAACCCCGUAUGAACUCGUGUAUAAUGGGUGUUCCUCGAAUACUUCAUCUUUCCAAAUUAAAAGAUGUCUAGUUUGCGAUUACGUCAAGAGAUUAAAAGCAGACGAUCAAGAAGUAGGCGUAUUGAAUCGGGAUAUCGACAAAGUCAGAAUAGUUCACUAUCGGUGAAUGUUUCCGAACCUGACAUUAUAGCUUGUAUUGAUAUUGGUACAACAUAUUCUGGGUACGCAUUUGCAUUAAGCAAAGAUCUGCAAGAUGAUAGACUAGGUAUUCACGUGAACAAAGAAUGGAUCUCCGGAAACUCCAAACUAACGACAUUGAAAGUUCCGAGCACAGUACUGCUAACUCCAGAAAAGAGAUUCCAUUCUUUCGGUUACGAGGCAGAAUGGAAGUACGGACAAUUAGCAGCCGACAAAAACCACACGGGCUGGUAUUACUACAGAAAGUUCAAAAUGACAAUGAAGCAAAAUGAGAAUCCUAACAUUGGCACCAGCAUUAUGGACGAAACCGGCAAACCUCUUCGAGCAGUGGCAGUUUUUUGUGCUGCCAUCAAGUACCUAAGAAACCAUCUGGUUGACGCUUUAGCAAGCACAAUGAAAGGUGUUGAACCAAACUGGAUAUUGGAGAAUUUUACCUUCCAGUGGGUCUUUUGUCAUCCCGCCAGUUGGGAUGAGCAGACAAGACAAAUCAUCGUAAUGGCUGCCAAACAGGUUGGCAUCAACAAUGCUACGCUAGUGUCUGAAGCAGAGGCUGCGUCGUUUUACUGCCAGUUUUCACCGUUGCACAGAAUCAACACAAGGAACGGAGAAAUGAUAUGUCUUCAAACACUUGGCAUGAAAUACCUCAUGUUAGACUUAGGCGGAGGAAGCACUGAUUCAACAAUACUGCAGUUGACUAACGAUGCAAAUUUGAUUGAGCUCACCAACAACACUGGGAAUUUGAACGGUGGGAUCAAGGUAGACGCCGCUUUUAUAAACUUCUUGAUGCAAGUAGUCAAUGAGGAUGUUAUGGAAAAGUUUGCCGGUAGUUUUAAAGCCGACCUUUCCCAACUUCAUAAAGAGUUCGAAAUUAGAAAACGAACGUUUGAUCCGAAAUCCACAGAUCCUAUUGUAUUCAAAUUACCCUCAGUAUUACGGAGAAUUUUUGAAGUGAAUAUGAAGCAAGCACUUCAGCUAAAGAUUGAACAGUCUGAAUACGGAUAUCUUGUGAAACUCAAUGGUGAUAAUUUAAGCAUGGACGCGGAUGUCUUCAAGGGAUUUUAUACUGCUGCUUUGGAGAACAUAAGUAGUACCUUGUUAAAGAUGUUGUAUGCGAAGGAAGGCAGAGGUUGCAAAACCGUGGUCAUGGUAGGGGGUUUUGCUCUCUCUCCUUUAGUACAAACUGCUAUCCGUAUAAAGUUUCCCGAUUUGACUAUAUUAAUGCCUCCAGAUCCCGAUCUUGCGGUGAUGAAAGGAGGUGUUCUCUAUGGAUUUGAUAAUCAUCCGGUAAUUUAUAUGAGAGCAAAGCAUACAUACGGAAUCGGAAUGGCGAUGCCUUUUAAAAAAGACAGUCAUCUGGAUGAGAAGAAAUUUGAAUCUGACGGAGUGCUGUUGUGUAGUGACGUUUUUAGGAUCCAUAUAACACAGCAUCAGGAAGUGCAGAUUGGAGAAUUCGAAAGUAAAACUAAGAUAUUCAUCAACAGAAAAGAUCAGAGGUUUCUCUGCAUUCCAGUGUACUUGUCCACGGUCAAAGAAGCCUUAUUUACGACAGAAGGGACUUGUCACUACUUGGGGAAAAUGAAAAUUACUUUAAUGUCUACAAGAGAUGAGAAGGCACCGAUAUCCGUCAAGAUGGCGCUUACCUACCACGAACUGAUAGUGGAGGUGACUGACGAAGGAAGUGGGAGAACUAUUCGGGACGUUUUCGCCGAUUCGCCGGAUGUGGAAUGAAAAUUCAGAUAUGACAGCUAUUUUUAUUUACAGUUUGAACCAAACCAAACCAAACAACGGUCACCAGAGGGCGUGUAUUAGUAUUUGUUAAUUUCGUAAUUCGUUGUUUUUGAUUCACUUUCAGAGUCUGACCCAUUUUAUGUCAUUGCUUUCUUUGAAUGAAUCAUAACGUCUCGAAACUAAAUGCACCUGGACCUCAAGACCUUGAAUUACAGUAACCGUAUGUUAAUUUGUCUUUGAAUGUUAAAAUGGAUAUUGUGAAAAAUAUGCAUAGCCUUGGAUGCCAACUUUUGAUAUGUGAUCAGAAAUCAGGAGAGCUAUUGGGAUGGCUCAUGCUUCCGUAUACAAUGUCACGUUGUUGUCGCAACCCCUCGGAACUCAAUGAAAGCUUGCAGGAAUAUAGGAUGGCAACCAUAAAUUUACAGUUAUUAGAAAAAAAACUCCAACCCAUUUUGGGAAAAAUAUUGCUACUCUUAGAUGUAUAUGUAUUUUAUUCACUGACAUCUUGGUUGUUGUUUUUUCGAUGACCAGAGAGCUACAGUCUCACCACAGACUCGGGAUAAAAAAAAUUAUAUUAAAUCCAUGCAUACUUAUGUCCAAGGAGUUAACUAUUCGACGGAUUUUCAAAAAUGUAUUUUUUAUUUUGUUUUAGAAGUCUACUUUUUAAAUCCUAUUGUUGCUUCUACGGAUUCCUUAUUUUAAGUAUCUGUAAUUUCUUUGUCUCUCAUGGUUUAAUAAAAUAUUCCAUUUAA
Molecule: messenger RNA, 2876 nt
Organism: Ostrea edulis (European flat oyster)
Lineage: Eukaryota; Metazoa; Mollusca; Bivalvia; Ostreida; Ostreidae
Product: heat shock 70 kDa protein 12A-like
Exons: 7
Coding region: 262-2124 (620 amino acids)
Molecular function (GO): ATP-dependent protein folding chaperone; ATP binding
Source: RefSeq, a predicted model, not a curated record